Molecule: messenger RNA, 777 nt
Organism: Zasmidium cellare ATCC 36951
Lineage: Eukaryota; Fungi; Ascomycota; Dothideomycetes; Mycosphaerellales; Mycosphaerellaceae
Exons: 4
Coding region: 1-777 (258 amino acids)
Source: RefSeq, a predicted model, not a curated record
AUGCUUCCACUCCUCCUGUUUGCCCUCCUCCCAGUCACAUUUGCCCAAUCCCUCCCAACAACAAGCCUCUUCGUCCCCGUCGAAUACGUCUCUAAUACUUUCUCCGCUUCGAUCGCUGGCUCAGAUGCCGCGGCAACAACCUACGUCUUUCCCCCAGGCUGCGAGGACCGAAGCUGCGGGCCCGUGACGGUAAUCCAAGGACCGGGCACCGCGAUAUUCAAUGAGACGGAUCAGCCGAUAACGACAAUCUACAACUGUACCCUCUACCCCUCCUCAGGAGACCCAACCUCCGCCUCCUGCACCCUCUCCUCCACAUCCCCAGGCUAUGCGUUCCCAAGCCCCGUCAUGAUGCACUACCCAGCGGAUUCAGGCUACGCAUUUCCGCUGUACGAGGCUGUGAUCACGGCUGGCGGGAGUGAAACUUCCGAUGUCUGGGGCUAUCAGACAACGAAUAGUCAUCGGGCGAGUCUGUCCAAUCCUUUGAGUGAAGGGUCUGUGAUUGAGACGGGGACGGCGACGAGUGCGUCUUCUUCUGGUGUUUCUACUGGACUUGAGGCUUCGAGUGCAACGAUGCCUUCGUCGGAAGUGGUAGUAGUCACGACGACAGCGCCGGCAGUGACGAUGACAGCUCAGGAAACAGUUUCUUCCUCAGCAACAGUAGCGAGUGCAUCGACCAGCAGCACCAGCACGUCUGAAGCAGGGCAGUCAGCAAUACCGCUUAGGAGUCUGCUCUUGGUGUCUUUCUACGCCUUGCUCGCCCGAUGGUUUGUUGUAUGA